AUGAAAGAAACAAGAUUGACCAUUCCUGUGUACGCAAAAAAGAUCAAUGGUGAGAUAGUUGUCGAAAGAGUUGUCGUGACGGAUCAAGUUUGCAACAUUAUGCGCGGCCUUCAAUCGGUCAGUAGUUUAGUCAAUGUGGCAGUGAGUUCAAUGCCUCCUGCUGCUUUUGCCUGGGCGGGCGUCUUCGUUAUCCUUCCUGUCGUCAUGAACGCAAUCACGCAAGAUGGUGAGGCUAUGGAUGGGUUAGAGUUUAUUUCAGAGCUUCUUGUCCGCUGCAAGGUCCGAGAGGAUGUCAUACGUAGAAGGUUUCGCGAACCUGUGCAGGGCCUUCAAUCUCAAAGCGAAUCGAAAAACCUUGGAGAACUUCAUAGCGCUAUAAAAGCUAGGACUGUCCAGUUGUAUUCUGAUAUCUUGCAAUAUCAGAUCCAGCUAGCCAUACAUUAUGACCGUGGAUUUGAGCGAAGAUAUCGCAAUUCUAUCGCAAACGGAUUUGACAAACUCGAAGAGUCGGCGGAACAGUCCUUGUCUUCGCUAAAGGAAAUUGAACAGGAUAUCGAGGGAAUAAGUCAAGACUCAUUACUGAAAGAGUUGCCCCGAGCAAUUUUCGCAGCCUUUGAUUCUUCUAAGGCACAAGGAGAAACCACAAGCCUGCAUCGAACAUGCCUUCAAGGCACUCGGAUUGAUACCCCCAAUUUAGUACAGCGGUGGAGCAACGCUCUACAUGACUAUAAGUGUAUAUUCUGGUUGAAAGGGAUGCCCGGUACCGGGAAGUUGAUGAUUGCUCGCACAGUCGCCGGCAAAUUGGCUUCAGAGGGCCGACUUGGCGUGUUUGUCAUUGAUGCACUUGACGAGUGCGAAGGCGAUGACGACCUAAGGGAGGUACUUCCACUUUUUAGCCAGUUGAGGGAUCUCAGGACCAUAAAACUACGGGUUUUUAUGACCAGUAGACCAGAAAAGCUACUCAGGUCCAGAUUCAGCCGAAUGCCUGAUGCGUAUCAUCGCGAUGAAGAUCUGCACAAAAUCAAGCCCUCAGACAUCCAAGAAGAUAAGGAUGAUAUCACCAAGCUUUUUGAGCACGAGCUUGCUCUUAUGAGGGAGGAAAUACUACUUCAAGACAACUGGCCGGGGAAGGAGCGUGUCAAGAAACUCAUCUUAAAACCGAUGGACUAUUCAUCUACGCUGCCACAGCUUGCCGAUUUCUCGCAGCGGCAGCUUCAGAAAGAUUGGCAGACCUACGACUAG
This is a messenger RNA of Blastomyces dermatitidis ER-3, 1242 nucleotides long. Its product is annotated as WD domain-containing protein. The transcript is spliced from 6 exons. The coding region runs from base 1 to 1242 and encodes 413 amino acids. The record is from RefSeq and is a predicted model, not a curated record. NCBI's taxonomy places the organism in Eukaryota, Fungi, Ascomycota, Eurotiomycetes, Onygenales, Ajellomycetaceae.